Messenger RNA from Erinaceus europaeus (western European hedgehog), 936 nucleotides. RefSeq names its product olfactory receptor 2A12-like. Gene Ontology annotation, molecular function: G protein-coupled receptor activity; olfactory receptor activity. The transcript has a single exon. Gene Ontology annotation, biological process: G protein-coupled receptor signaling pathway. Gene Ontology annotation, cellular component: membrane. NCBI's taxonomy places the organism in Eukaryota, Metazoa, Chordata, Mammalia, Eulipotyphla, Erinaceidae. The coding region runs from base 1 to 936 and encodes 311 amino acids. The record is from RefSeq and is a predicted model, not a curated record.
AUGGAGACCAACCAGACCUCCUGGAUCACAGAAGUCACCCUGCUGGGAUUCCAGGUCAACCCAGCACUGGAGAUUUUCCUCUUUGGACUGUUUUCUGUCUUUUUCAGCCUCACUCUUCUGGGAAAUGGGGUCAUCCUGGGGCUCAUCUGCUUGGAUUCUAGACUACACACCCCCAUGUACUUCUUCCUCUCCCACCUGGCUAUCAUUGACAUGUCCUAUGCUUCCAACAACGUCCCCAAGAUGUUGUCCAAUCUUGUGAGUCAGAAGAAAACCAUCUCCUUUGUUCCCUGCCUCAUGCAAACAUUUCUGUAUGUGGCCUUUGCUGCCACAGAGUGCCUGAUACUAGUGGUGAUGUCCUAUGAUCGGUACGUGGCCAUCUGCCACCCUCUGCAUUACACCGUCAUCAUGAACUGGAGAGUGUGCACAAUCCUAGCUGCCACUUCCUGGGUGUUCAGCUUCCUCUUGGAUCUGGUCCAUUUAUUCCUCAUCCUGAGACUACCCUUCUGUGGCCCUCAUGAAAUCAACCACUUCUUCUGUGAAAUCCUCUCUGUCCUUAAGCUGGCCUGUGCUGACACAACACUCAACCAGCUCGUCCUUUUUGCGGCAUGUGUCUUUAUACUAGGAGGGCCCCUGUGCUUGGUAUUGUCCUCCUAUGCUCGCAUCCUGGUGGCCAUCCUCAGGAUCCAGUCAGGGGAGGGACGCAAGAAGGCCUUCUCCACCUGCUCCUCCCACCUCUGCGUGGUGGGGCUCUAUUUUGGCAAUGGUGUUGUCAUGUAUAUGACCCCCAAAUCUCACCAUCCUGAAGAACAACAGAAAGUCCUAUCCCUAUUUUACAGCCUCUUCAACCCUAUGCUGAACCCUCUUAUCUAUAGCCUGAGGAAUGCAGAGGUCAAGGGAGCCCUGAGGAGAUUCUUGGCAAAGAAGAGAUUAGUAUGA